Malassezia vespertilionis is the source of this 6447-nucleotide messenger RNA. It is a transcript of the gene ACC1, whose product is annotated as acetyl-coenzyme-A carboxylase. NCBI's taxonomy places the organism in Eukaryota, Fungi, Basidiomycota, Malasseziomycetes, Malasseziales, Malasseziaceae. The record is from RefSeq and is a predicted model, not a curated record. The transcript has 2 exons. The coding region runs from base 1 to 6447 and encodes 2148 amino acids. Gene Ontology annotation, molecular function: metal ion binding; ATP binding; acetyl-CoA carboxylase activity. Gene Ontology annotation, biological process: fatty acid biosynthetic process.
AUGAGCUCUGUAAAAGAUUUUGUGCACCACCAUGGUGGCCACAGUGUCGUGACAAAAAUUCUGAUUAGCAACAAUGGCAUUGCCGCGGUGAAGGAAAUACGAUCCGUCCGGAAAUGGGCGUACGAGACGUUCGGUAACGACCGUGCCAUUCAGUUCACCGUUAUGGCUACGCCGGAAGAUUUGAGCGUAAAUGCAGAGUAUAUCCGCAUGGCUGAUCAAUUCGUCGAGGUGCCUGGCGGACCGAACGGCAACAACUACGCGAAUGUCGACCUGAUUGUAGACAUUGCAGAGCGUGCUGGCGUCGAUGCUGUCUGGGCUGGCUGGGGCCAUGCGUCCGAAAACCCACGUCUGCCCGAGGCGCUCUCGCGUCUAAACCCCCGCAUCUUGUUUAUUGGUCCUCCUGGCUCGGCAAUGCGAUCGUUGGGCGACAAAAUCUCGUCGACCAUUGUUGCGCAGCAUGCCGACGUACCGUGCAUGCCUUGGUCUGGUACUGGCAUCACGGACACCAUAGUCGGCCCCGAGGGAUACCUCACGGUUUCGGACGAGGUGUACCAGCAAGCCUGUGUACACUCUGCCGAAGAGGGCCUUGAAAGCGCGCUCCGCAUUGGGUUUCCGGUGAUGAUCAAGGCCAGCGAAGGCGGCGGCGGCAAAGGUAUCCGCAUGUGCGCUUCCGCCGACGAUUUCUCACAGCUGUACCAUGCCGCCGUCGGCGAGGUGCCCGGCUCGCCGAUCUUCAUCAUGAAAUUGGCCGGACAGGCACGCCAUUUGGAAGUGCAGUUGAUUGCUGACCAGUACGGGAAUGCAAUGAGCCUGUUUGGCCGCGACUGCUCCGUCCAGCGGCGCCAUCAAAAGAUCAUCGAAGAGGCGCCGGUCACCAUUGCGCCCAAAGCGGCGCGCAUAGCGAUGGAGCAAGCCGCCGUGCGUCUGGCAAAGCUUGUUGGUUACGUCUCUGCCGGCACCGUCGAGUGGCUCUACUCUCCUGAUACCAAUGAGUUUGCAUUUUUGGAACUGAACCCCCGGCUCCAAGUCGAGCACCCCACGACGGAAAUGGUCACUAGCGUGAACAUCCCUGCAACACAGCUGCAGAUUGCCAUGGGGAUUCCGCUAUACCGCAUCGCAGCCAUUCGCGAGCUGUACGGCCUCCCUCUUACUGGUACGGAGAAGAUCGAUUUUGGCGAGCAGCCGACGCAGCGCUCGCCGAUGCAGAUUGAGCCCGCACCACACGGCCAUGUAAUUGCCUGUCGCAUCACAGCAGAGAAUCCCGACACGGGCUUCAAGCCAGGCGUCGGCAUGCUCACCGAGCUCAAUUUCCGCUCGAGCACCUCGACGUGGGGCUACUUUAGCGUGAAUGCCGCCGGUGCGCUGCACGAAUAUGCCGACUCGCAGUUUGGCCAUGUGUUUGCGUACGGCAAGGACCGCGAAGAAGCGCGAAAAAACAUGAUCUUCUCCCUCAAGGAGCUCUCCAUCCGCGGCGAGUUCCGCACCACGGUCGAGUACCUCAUCAUGCUUCUGGAAACCGAGGCAUUCACCGAGAGUACAUUCACUACUGGCUGGCUCGAUCGCCUCAUCCAGGACAAGGCGACUGCGGAGCGUCCCUCGCGCGACUUGGCCGUGAUUUGUGGUGCGGCUGUCAAGGCGCACGAACUCGCACGCGAGUGUGAGGAAGAGUACAAGCGGAUCCUGCACCGCGGCCAAGUUCCGCCGCGCAAUACCAUCCGCAUUGGAUUCCCGGUCGAGUUCAUCUACGACCACCACAAGUACCACUUUACCGUCACGCGCUCUUCUCGCAUGGGUCUUACGCUCCAGAUCAACGGCCAGACCAUCCGUGUCUCCCUCCGCCCGCUGCGCGACGGCGGACUGCUGAUUGGCAUUGCCGAGCAGUCGUACGCUGUCUAUUCCCAUGAAGAAGUCGGCCAGAUGCGCUUGUCUAUCGACGGGCGCACUUGCCUGAUUGAAGAGGAGAACGAUCCCUCGCAGAUCUGCAGUCCUUCCCCUGGUAAGCUCGUGCGUCUCCUCGUAGAAAGCGGCGCGCACGUCUCGGUAGGCCAGACGAUUGCCGAGAUUGAGGUGAUGAAGAUGUACCUUCCGCUCAUGGCGCUGGAAAAUGGUGUGGUGACCUUUGUAAAGUCCCCUGGCGUCUCGCUCAACCCCGGCGACCUGCUUGGCAUCCUUGCCGUCGAUGAUCCCACCAAGAUUCAGCGCGCCGCGCUCUUUACCGGCAUGCUGCCCGAGUUCGGCGCGCCGGACAUUGCCGGGAGCAAGCCGCAGCAGCGCUUUGAGGCCGCGCUGGCCGUCUUCAACGCGAUUCUCGAAGGGUACGACCAGGACGAGCUUUUGGAGUACAGCUUGAAGGAGCUCGUAGAGACGAUGCAGAUGCCCGAGCUGCCCUACUUGCAGUGUCUGCAGGCCAUGUCUAGCCUGAGUGGCCGCCUGCCCGGCACGCUCGAGGACGAGCUGCGCGGCAUGCUCGAAGAUGCACAACAAGCCAACGUGCCUUUUCCUGCCAAAGCCCUCCGCGACAAGCUCGACGCGGCGAUUGCGGGCAUUGCGGACGCCACGCUGCGCAUGGCGCUGGAAGGCAACGUCGCGCACCUCUACGCCGUUUUCGACGACUAUGCCGGCGGCGGUCUGCGCUACUAUGAGAUGACUGUCUUUUCGCGCAUGCUCGAAAAGUACUUUGAGGUCGAGUCGCAGUUCAGCAGCGGCCCCGAGGCUGUGCUGCACCUGCGUGCGAGCUCCGAGGGCGACCUGAGCCAGGUCGUCGCGCUGCAAAUCUCCCAUGCCGGCAUCCAGCGCAAGAACACGCUGCUGACCAAGCUGUUUGACCGCCACAUCCGCCAGUCGGGCAUGGUGAGCAAGACGGAGCACUCGCAGCGCAUGGUAAGCAUCGUGCGUAAACUCUCCACGCUCGGCGGCCUGAAAACCGCGCCUGUGGCGCUCAAAGCGCGCGAGACGCUCCUCAGCGCCGAGAUGCCCAGUCUCGAAGAACGCAAAGAGCAAAUGGGCGAUAUUCUGCGCUCCUCUGUCGCCAGUGCCGACGAGCUGCACGCGCCGCAGCUCGGUGUCCUCCGCGAGCUUUCCGACACCGCCUUCAAUGUGUUCGACGUGCUUCCCGUCUUUUUCUACGACGCGCAGCUGCCCGUGGCGUAUGCCGCGCUGAUUACCUAUGUCAUCCGCGCCUACCGCGCCUACGACAUUGUCUCGUUCAACUUUGGCGCGGAAAAGAUCGGUGGCGAGGCGCGUGCGCUCAUCACCUGGCACUUUCAAAUGUCCCAGGACGUGCUGCUCAACCGCGCCAAGGACAAAGAGCGCCAGGCGAGCUCGACCGACCUUGCCGAGCACAUGCACCGCCGGACGCGCCCCAAGCUGCGGCUCGGUCUUAUGACGAGCUGUGCGAAGCUCGCGCAGCUCUCCGACACGCUCGCGGCGAUCAUCAAGUACUUCGGCAGCAAGGCCACCGAGCCGGUGAAUGUGCUCAACAUUGCCGUGACGCACGAAGAGGAAAUGAGCGCGUCCAAGCUCGUCGCAUGGAUUGGCUCUACGAUCCUCGGCCACUGCGACAGCCUCAACAUGGCGGGCCUGCGCCGCGUCACGGUUUUGGUGUGCCACGCCGGGAUUUACCCGCUCUUUGUCACCUACCGACGCCUCGAUUCCGGCGAAUGGCGCGAGCAGCGCGCCAUCCAGAACGUCGAGCCCGCCCUUUCCUACCAGCUUGAGCUGGACCGGAUCACGAAAAACUUUGAGGUGACGCCGGUGCCGAUGAGCUCUUCCACAGUGCACCUGUACUACGCACGCGGCCUGGCAAACCGCGCCGAUAUUCGCUUCUUUGUCCGCGCCCUGAUCCGCCCAGGGCGCCCCACGGCCAAUGUCCCGCUCUAUCUCUUGACCGAGAGCGACAGGGUCUUGAACGACAUCCUCAACAUGCUCGAAGUCGCUCUGGGCCGGCCCGAGUACUGCAAUGCAGAUGCCUCGCACAUCUUCAUGUCUUUCCUCUACCCUUUGGAGAUCACCCUCGAGGAACUGCUCGAAAUGUUUGACGCCUUUGUCGCGCGCCACGGCGCGCGCAUGACGCGACUGCGCGUCAUUGAGGCCGAGAUCCGCAUCGUGCUGCAGACACCAAACGGCCCGCGCCCCAUGCGCGUCUUUGUCACGACCGAGACGAGCUUUACGCUGCGCAAAGAGGUGUACGACGAAGUGAUCGACUCCAACGGCGCCGCGAUUCUCAAGCCGCUCGGCCUUGAUCCGCACAGCGCGCUGCAGCGCAAGAGUGCGCACCAGGCGUACCAAAACAGGCUAGCGCUGCAGAUGCGCCGCUCGCGCGCGUUUGCGCUCGGCACCACGUUUGCCUACGACCUGAUCGAUGCGCUGCGCCACGCGCUGCGCCGCUCUUUUGCCGCCGACGCACCCAAAGAGCCCGUGCGCAAAGUCGAGGAGCUUGUGUUUGAUUCGCAAGAAAACCUACUCGUCACAGUCCGGCCGCCUGCGCAGAACAAGAUUGGAAUGGUGGCCUGGCGCCUCGUGAUCCAAACGCCCGAGUGCCCCGACGGCCGCCCGCUGAUGCUGAUUGCGAACGACGUGACACUCUUUGCGGGCUCCUUUGGCCCCGUCGAGGACCGCUUCUUUGCCCAGGUGAGUCGGCGCGCGCGCGCCGAAGGCAUCCCGCUCCUCUACGUCUCGUCCAACAGCGGCGCGAGGAUCGGCCUCGCGACCGAGCCCAUGGACCUGUUCCAAGUCAAGUUUACCCAGGACGACCCCAGCAAGGGCUUCGACUACCUCUACCUCGACGACCAGGGCAUGCAAGCGAUUGCAAAGAGCGCGCCGGGCUCGGUCAAGACCCGCGAACAUGUCCUGCCCGACGGCACGAAACACCACAUCCUCACCGAUCUCAUUGGCAAGCCGGACGACGGUCUCGGCGUCGAGUGCCUCUCUGGCAGCGGUCUGAUUGCAGGCGAAAUGAGCCGCGCACGCCACUCCAUCUUUACCACGACCAUUGUCACGGGCCGCAGCGUGGGCAUCGGCGCAUAUCUCGCGCGCCUCGGCGGGCGUGUGAUUCAGGUAGAGACCUCGCCCAUGAUCCUCACUGGCUUCCAGGCACUCAACAAGCUCCUGGGCCGCGAAGUGUACACGAGCAACCUCCAGCUUGGCGGGCCGCAGAUCAUGUACACAAACGGUGUGUCGCACCUCAGGGUUGACUCGGACCUCGCCGCGAUGGGUGCCUAUUUGCGCUGGCUCGCCUACGUCCCUGUGCACAAAAACGCGCCGCUGCUUGUGCUGCCUUCGAGCGAUCCUGUGGAGCGUCCAGUGUCGUUUGUGCCCACCGCCACGCCCUACGAUCCGCGCGCGUUGAUCCAAGGCACAGAAGUCGACGGCGUGUAUUGCGCGGGCCUCUUUGACCGCGACUCUUUCCAGGAAACCUUGGCUGGCUGGGCUACGAGCGUGGUCGUGGGCCGCGCGCGCCUCGGCGGGAUUCCCUUUGGUGUGAUUGCCGUGGAAACGCGCACACUCGAGCGCAUCGUUCCCGCGGAUCCCGCCAAUCCCAACUCGACCGAGCAGCGCAUCUUUGAGGCUGGCCAGGUGUGGUACCCCAAUUCCGCGUACAAGACUGCGCAGGCCAUCGAAGACUUUGAGCACGAAGGCCUGCCCCUUGUGAUGCUCGCCAACUGGCGUGGGUUCAGCGGCGGGCAGCAGGACAUGUACGACGAGAUCCUCAAGCAGGGGAGCAAGAUUGUCGACGCCCUCUCCACCUACAGCCAGCCCGUCUUUGUGCACAUUCCCCCCGCCGCCGAGCUCCGCGGCGGCUCUUGGGUCGUGAUUGACUCUGCGGUGAACAGCAACGGGAUGAUUGAGAUGAGCGCCGAUACGGACAGCGCUCGUGGCGGCGUCCUCGAGGCCGCCGGCAUGGUCGAAAUCAAGUUCCGCGCGGACAAGCGCCGCGCCGCGAUGGACCGCCUCGAUCCAACCUAUGCACAGCUCGCCAACGCGCUGCGCGGAGCACAGGACGAAGCGCCCGUUCUCAAGACACGCCUCGAAGAGCGCGAAAAACAGCUCAGUCCUUUCUUUGUCGCCAUCGCCACCGAGUACGCAGACGCGCACGACCGAGCGGGGCGGAUGCUUGCCACAGGCGUGCUUCGGUGCGCCGUGCCGUGGGCCGACACACGCGCCUACUUCUUUUGGCGCACGCGCCGCCGACUCGCCGAAGUGCGCGUCCAGCAGGAGCUCCAGGCUGCGGACGCUGCGCUCUCGCACGACGCGUGCUACGCCAUCCUGCACAAAGCUGCAGCGUACUGCGACACGGACGCGGAUCAGGACGCUGUGCGCAGCAUCCAGGCGCAUGCCCCGCAAAUCGCCGCGGCCGUCACCCAGGUGAAGGUCGCAGCGCUGCAGGCACAGAUUGAUGCGUUGGAGUCGGAUAGCCGUGCCCGUUUGCUAGCAGACCUAUUGCCAUAG